Cuscuta campestris is the source of this 857-nucleotide messenger RNA. The record is from the annotation of a GenBank genome assembly. Lineage: Eukaryota; Viridiplantae; Streptophyta; Magnoliopsida; Solanales; Convolvulaceae.
GGCCCAAAUGUUAUGGCAUCAUUUUUCAACAAUUUCAUGGGAGGGAAAAGUACAGGCACUGCUGAUGCAAGUUCAAAAACUGCUUCAACUUUUCAAGUAAUCUGUAAGAUUUUUGAAGGAUUAGCUGAAUGUCUAUCUUGUAGCGGGAAAAGCGCCGAGGUAUGCUAGGAAUUACAGGUCCAAAGGCAUUCAAUAAUUUUACUGGCUUUCCUUGUUUCUUGUGGGAAAACUGGCAUUGAAAUUCUUCUAAAUCAUAGGCUUCCAAAAAGGACAGGCUUCUUAACAAUAAUUUUGCAGAGUUUAAUAUCUGUUUUGGACCUAGAAGCACGAGAUACUGCUACACAUCCUGAAGAAUCUAAAGAAAGAACUCUGAUGAUCAGAGAAGCACUUAUUCUUCUGAACAGAAUUGUUUCACAUCCCCAAUACGCCGGGUCGGUUCUAUUGGCACUGACGAAUCGCAGGCACAUAGCCAGGUUGAGUGUUGACACCGCGAGCAGGUUAUCCCACAAGGGUAAGUGCCUAUUGCAUUGCGACAGCAUAACGCAACAGAUUAGGGAAUCAGAAAUUGUUGAGCUUGCCCAGGGUUUUCAGAGAAGACUAUACACAUUUCUAGGGGCUAAUGCCUCAGGAAAGAAGCCAUCGUGAGAGUUUCUUUCUCAGUGAAGUGUGCCACUAUCAACACAUCACUUCCUUGCUUCUUUUAUGUUUUUUUUUUUCUGUUUUGUGACCCGUAUAAUGUGACACAGUAGAGCAAGCCUGAUCAAAUUCAGAUCCUUUUGGACGAUUCGUGACUUGUAUAUGACUGGAUGAGAUCAGUAAUAGUAAGCUAAUAUUCUCAAUAACCUCAACUGUUUGCU